Messenger RNA from Daphnia carinata, 2854 nucleotides. RefSeq names its product furin-like protease 1. The transcript has 16 exons. Gene Ontology annotation, biological process: peptide hormone processing. Bases 200 to 2728 code for a protein of 842 amino acids. Gene Ontology annotation, cellular component: Golgi membrane; trans-Golgi network. The record is from RefSeq and is a predicted model, not a curated record. NCBI's taxonomy places the organism in Eukaryota, Metazoa, Arthropoda, Branchiopoda, Diplostraca, Daphniidae. Gene Ontology annotation, molecular function: serine-type endopeptidase activity.
AAGCGUGGUGGACUUCAGUGAGUGCCACCAUGUGUGCCUAAGAUAAUCGUUUCUUACCACUAUUCGAGGAAAAUUUGCGAAUUUCAGUUUUCAGGUUUUUCUUUCUUCGCAGCAUUUGCAGAGUUUAGUGUCAGCCGUGCUAUUCAGAACGAAACGCCAAAAAUCUACCUUAGAACAAAAUAAUAGCAAGAAACUGAGAAUGCUGGGGGACGACUGGACCUCGAGAAUUCUCAUUUUCACGUCUAUCUUGGCCACGGUUGCCCUUGAUCACCCACGUGUUUCUUCUGAACCCGUCAUCUUUACCGAUCAAUGGGCAGUACAUGUUCCCGGUGGAGAUCGCCUGGCGGUUGAAAUUGCAACAAAACAUGGUUUCACAAACCUGGGAAAGAUUUUCGACGAUUAUUAUCACUUCCGACAUAAGAAAGUUUUCAAACGGUCAAUUCAACCAAGUUCUCAUCACCAUUCGUUACUUACUAGUGAAGCGGAGGUUCGAUGGGCUCAGCAACAAGUGGUAAAACGACGAACCAAACGAGAUGGACUUCUUGAAGUGAGCAAUGGUGCCGUCAGCUCAAGGACAGCCCGUUCGAUCAAUUACAAUCUUAACGAUCCUGGAUGGAUUCAUAUGUGGUAUUUGAAUAGAGGAAAUGGUUUUGACAUGAACGUUCAAGAAGCCUGGAAAGCAGGAGUAACUGGUAAAGGCACAGUCGUCACUAUUCUAGACGACGGAUUGGAAAAGGAUCACCCUGACAUUGUCCGAAAUUAUGAUGCAAUGGCCAGCUAUGACGUCAACGAUGGCGAUGAAGAUCCAUCGCCUCGUUAUGAUGCAACCGAUUCAAACCGCCAUGGAACCCGGUGUGCUGGUGAGGUCGCUGCCCAGGGUAACAAUUCAAUCUGUGCUGUCGGAAUCGCAUUCGAUGCCAACAUUGGAGGGGUUAGGAUGCUAGAUGGUGAUGUGACCGAUGCUGUUGAAGCUCGCUCGCUCAGCCACAAUUCGCAGCACAUCGAUAUUUACAGUGCUUCAUGGGGUCCUGAUGAUGAUGGCAAAACAGUAGACGGCCCGGGCGAGUUGGCUACCCGUGCAUUCCUUGAUGGGAUCCGCAGAGGCCGUGGUGGCAAGGGAUCAAUUUUUGUGUGGGCGUCAGGAAAUGGUGGCCGGGAACGUGAUAAUUGCAACUGCGAUGGAUACACUAAUUCGAUCUGGACCUUGAGUAUCAGCAGUGCAACAGAAAACGGAUCGGUGCCCUGGUACUCUGAAGCUUGUUCCAGCACAUUAGCUACGGCAUACAGCAGUGGUGCUAUAGAUGAAAAACAAAUCGUAACGACAGAUUUGCAUCACUCAUGCACACCUAGUCAUACAGGCACGUCAGCUGCAGCGCCACUUGCUGCAGGAAUCUGUGCCUUAGUGUUGGAAGCAAACCGGAACCUGACAUGGCGUGACAUGCAACACAUUGUGGUCCGCACAGCUAAUAGGGGUCACCUAAUGGCUAAUGAUUGGCAGAUUAACGGAGUUGGUCGGAAUGUUAGUCAUUCAUUCGGAUAUGGACUGAUGGAUGCCGGUGCCAUGGUACGAUUAGCCCGCAACUGGACUUCUGUUCCGCCACAACAAUUUUGUGAAAUUAGGGCUCCUGACGUUAAUAAGAUAGUUUCACCCAAAAAUUCCAUUCAGUUGCAGCUAUUCGUGCGUGAGUGCGGCAACGUCAAUGUUUUAGAACACGUUCAGGUAUUACUUUCAUUAUCUGCAAUGAAUCGAGGAGACAUUGAAAUUUAUCUGUCAUCCCCUUCUGGCACUCGCUCAACGCUUCUUCAACGACGUCCUCUUGACAACUCCCGUAACGGAUUUCACUCGUGGCCGUUCAUGUCUACACAUUUUUGGGGGGAGAAUCCUUUUGGUGAAUGGAUAAUCGAAGUCCAAAAUGAGGGCCGCUUUCCUGCGACGUUGAAUGGGUGGACACUAAUUGCCUACGGAACCAAAGACCCACCAGGAAAUGAAUCACCACCGCCGAAAAUAUUGAGUGCUCCAUUGAAGUCAACGACAUCUAAACUCGUACUGAAAGACGAUCACCCGGAAAAGUCCCACAGUCUAUCGUUCCAGGUUAAUGCAGAGAAGAACAGAGAAGCAGAAUUGCUUCAAGCUCUUCCGUUGAAGACUACUAGCAGUUUUGACGUUCCAGUUUGUGAAGCAGGUUUUUACAUGUGGGAAGACAAAUGUAUGGCUGUCUGUCCGAAUGCAUCACAUCCGAUAAACCAUACAGGACUUAACGGUUUUCUCAGCGGUAUCUGUGCUCCAUGCCAUUAUUCCUGUCUAUAUUGCAGUGGGCCAAGUGAUUCCCAGUGCACGUCGUGCUACCCAGACUCGCAGCUCAAAUCCAUCUCAGUACCGGGUUCGCUAUUAGAACCAGAAUCUCAUUGCUUUCCGAACGAGCUAGUAAAGCAGUUGGCAGGCUACGAGAACUGGUCGACGGGCGUCGAACUAGCAUUGGCAAUCAAUCUGGCACUUGUGAUAGCCCUUCUGUGUUACAUGAUGUGUACGAAAAAGAGCUGCAACACCUCUUACCUUUUAAAGUGCUGUAGCAGAAGCAACGAGACGGAAAAAAAUCAGAGGCAUGGAGAUUACAGUCUGCUGUCAACGGCAAAUAUCAAUGUUCCUCCGCCUAUUAUCGCUGAAACCAUCCGACCUGAUUGUUCGGAUGAGGGUCCAAAAACUGGGUCUGACGCUAAAGUUGUUUAGAAAAGAAUAGCUUUUUAAACAAAGCUUAAUUUUUAUCAAUGAUGAGUUCUAAAGGAAGUUCGCAAAAAGAUCUAUAAAUAUUAAUUUAACGGUUUGUCGAGAUACUUUAAUAAACUAUGCCCUAAA